UCUCCUCUCUUCUCUCUCUCUCACUUCCGACACUUCUCCUCUCUUCAUAUAUCAACAAAAAUCUUCAGCGCAGAAUCGGAAGAGAGAGUGAGAGAUUGAAAUAGAAAAAAUCUUCGUUUUUUCUUUUCUAUUUCUACAUUUGGUAGACUCUAAAUUUGGGUUUUUUUUUAGCUGAAUUAAGAAAAAAAGCCCUAAUUAGUUUAGAAGGGUUUACAUUUUUUUUUUUAAUUUUUUUCUUUUAGAUUUUAAUUCAGGGGUUUAUGAGAAAGAUCGGUGUUUGAGGUUGCAUUUGAUAAAGGGAGUAGAAGAUUGUUGGUGUGGGUUUUAGAUGUUUUGAUUUUUUUAUAAAUUAGGUUUUUUUCUCUUCUUUUUUUUCUAUUGAUUGAAUAUGGAAGGAAGAAGGGUUGUUUCAUCAAGCCCACGCCCUUGUUCAGGUCGUAGAGUUUUAGCGAAGAAAAGACCUCGUGUUGAUGGAUUUGUCAAUAGUGUUAAGAAGCUUCAGAGAAGAGAGAUUUGUUCUAAGAGAGAUCGUGCUUUUAGUAUGAGCAAUGCCCAGGAACGAUUCAGGAAUAUUGGGUUACAGGAGGAGUAUGAUACUCAUGAUCCCAAGGGACACUGUCCUAUGGUCCUGCCAUUUUUGAAGAAGAGAUCAAAAAUUAUUGAGAUAGUGGCAGCACGUGACAUUGUCUUUGCUCUUGCACAAUCUGGUGUAUGUGCAGCAUUCAGUAGAGAGACAAACCAGAGAAUAUGCUUUCUUAAUGUGAGUCCUGAUGAAGUCAUUCGCAGCUUGUUCUACAAUAAGAAUAAUGAUUCACUCAUCACAGUUUCAGUUUAUGCCUCGGAUAAUUUCAGUUCCUUGAAAUGCAGAACAACCAGGAUUGAGUACAUACGAAGAGGAAAGCCUGAUGCUGGUUUUGCUCUUUUUGAAUCCGAGUCACUUAAGUGGCCUGGUUUUGUGGAGUUUGAUGAUGUAAACGGCAAAGUUCUUACCUACUCUGCUCAGGACAGUAUAUACAAGGUGUUCGAUCUCAAGAACUAUACUAUGCUUUAUUCUAUAUCAGAUAAAAAUGUGCAAGAAAUCAAAAUCAGUCCAGGGAUCAUGUUGCUGAUAUUUACUAGAGCUGGUAGUCAUGUUCCUCUUAAGAUUUUAUCCAUUGAGGAUGGAACUGUCCUCAAAUCCUUUAACCAUCUCCUCCAUAGGAAUAAGAAGGUAGACUUCAUAGAACAGUUCAACGAAAAGCUUCUUGUUAAGCAAGAAGAUGAAAAUCUGCAGAUUCUUGACGUAAGAAAUGCGGAAUUUACGGAAGUCAGUAGAAUGGAGUUCAUGACUCCGUCAGCAUUUAUUUUCUUAUAUGAGAAUCAAUUGUUCCUGACAUUUCGUAAUCGGACAGUGGCUGUUUGGAACUUCCGAGGGGAGCUUGUGACAUCAUUUGAGGAUCAUCUUUUAUGGCACCCUGACUGCAAUACAAACAACAUCUACAUUACAAGUGAUCAGGAUCUUAUUAUAUCGUAUUGCAAGGCAGACUCUGAUGACCCAUUGGAAGGAAGUGCUGGUUCCAUCAAUAUCAGCAAUAUCUUGACAGGUAAAUGUCUUGCCAAGAUACGUGCAACUAGCGACAACCCCAAGGAUGAAAAUAGUGAUAGCAGUGAUAGUCCCUUUCCUGGUAGGAUGAAGAAGAGACUGUAUUCUGGAAGGAUCAGGAACACGGUAGCAGAAGCCUUGGAGGACAUCACUGCAUUGUUUUACGACGAAGAACGUAAUGAGAUUUACACGGGUAAUAGGCAAGGACUUGUACAUGUAUGGUCUAACUGAAAGGUGGCGACAGCUCUUAUUCUGCGUGGACAGAAUGACAAUGUUACUGGUUGAAGUGGUCGACUUCCUUCAUCAGGCCAGGUCUUUAGUGCUUCUUUUGCAACAACGCGUUGUUCUUUUAAUCAUUAAUUGUGCCCCAGCACUAGGAGGUGGGCAAUGUAGUUUUGAUCGAGUCGCCCAUCUUAGGUGUGUUAUCAGUGUUAUAUUUAGGCUUUCUGAGUUGCCUUCUAAUUUCAAAUAGGCCUUGUUUGUAAUCUGUCAGUCAUCAGUUGUACACUAGUCACAAACUUGUUUGAUUAGUCUUUAACAGCAAAUUUAAAAUUUGUCUCAAUGCCAUCAAGGCAUAUUUUAAGCAAUCUUGAAGC
Molecule: messenger RNA, 2178 nt
Organism: Papaver somniferum (opium poppy)
Lineage: Eukaryota; Viridiplantae; Streptophyta; Magnoliopsida; Ranunculales; Papaveraceae
Exons: 8
Coding region: 389-1813 (474 amino acids)
Molecular function (GO): protein binding
Source: RefSeq, a predicted model, not a curated record